Messenger RNA from Talaromyces rugulosus, 576 nucleotides. RefSeq lists its product as uncharacterized. Lineage: Eukaryota; Fungi; Ascomycota; Eurotiomycetes; Eurotiales; Trichocomaceae. Bases 1 to 576 code for a protein of 191 amino acids. Gene Ontology annotation, biological process: phospholipid transport. Gene Ontology annotation, cellular component: mitochondrial intermembrane space. Gene Ontology annotation, molecular function: phosphatidic acid transfer activity. The record is from RefSeq and is a predicted model, not a curated record. The transcript is spliced from 2 exons.
AUGAAGGUUUUUUCAUCUGACUGCACCUUCGACUACUCGUGGGACGAGGUUUCCACCGCAAACUGGCGAAAAUACUGCCCUUGGAAUGAUAAAUCAACGCAUGUGACAGCGGUCGACACGCUCUCGAGAACGGUGGAGCCAUCCACUGGCGUUUUACGCACCGAACGCCUUAUCACCUGCCAGCAGACCGCCCCGCGCUGGGUUGUCUCGCUCCUUGGCGGAGAUGCACUGUCCUAUGUUUACGAAAUCUCCUAUGUCGACCCAGUGUCGAAGAAAGUGACCAUGUGCUCCUCGAACCUCACCUGGUCCAACGUCCUGAACGUGAAAGAGACUGUCGUCUAUCAGCCAUCGAGGUCAAUGCCCGGCUCAAAAACCGAUUUCAAGCAGGAGGCCUUGAUCACCGCGCUGUGCGGCGGCUGGCAGAACAUUAAGAAUAAGGUUGAAGAAGCCAGUGUUGAGAGAUUCAGCCAGAACGCCAAACGGGGCCGUGAGGGCUUCGAAGCCGUCCUCGAGAUGAGCCGACGCGUUUUCGGCGAACAAAAGGAACUCGAGAGACAGCGCCUUCAAUCGGCUUGA